Molecule: messenger RNA, 615 nt
Organism: Penicillium egyptiacum
Lineage: Eukaryota; Fungi; Ascomycota; Eurotiomycetes; Eurotiales; Aspergillaceae
Source: the annotation of a GenBank genome assembly
AUGGCCUCUCCAUCAGUUGUUGUACAUCCAGGCCAGCGUCAGACAUCGUCAGCCUCCAGGCGACGCCCUGCAUCAGACAACACUGGCCCGUCACCUCCUCAGAGGCUCAGACAAAACCCGCCGCGCGUUUCGCCGACCCGACCAGCCAUCCUCUCAUCGGCAACUAAUAUCCGGGCGGGUGUCCGAGACUUGACGCUGCAGAGACUCAGGCCGAGCCAAGCGGUCGACAGCAUCCACGUCGACAGCAUCUACUGUGUGUUCUGCCAGACCGAGGAUGAAGACCAUGCGGACGAGAGCGUGAUCUUGCACUGCGGUCAGUGCACAUCGCUCUGUCAUCUGUCAUGCGCCGAAGAAUGGUUAGAAAAGCGAGAUAUAGGGUUUGGCACGUCAUGCUAUGUGUGCCGAAACGAAGGUGCCCUAGAUGCCUUGAUUCGCCCUUUACCAAUCACCUCAUCGGAUGCCGAGACAUAUUCCGUCCACACGGCAAGCGAUCCAUCUCCCACUAGUGGGCCCCGUCGCUCAGCCAGACUAGCAGGGACUCAUCUACCGCGACAACCUUCCACCGCUGCACCGCUUCGCCGAUCGGCACGACUCAAUUCCACUCAGCGUAGGUGA